CUCCUUUCCCCACCACUUCGUCGCCGCCGCCGCCGACGCCGACGCCGACGACGCGAUGGCCCUCGCCGCCGCCGGAUCCCGCCUCGCCCUCCUCGCCGCCCUCCAUCUCCUCCUCUUCCUCUCCGCCCACGCCGGACUGAGCCUCGACCGCUCGGACCUCCGCUCGCUCGCGGACGUCCAGGCCGCCCUGGGCAUCAUCACGGCCGGCGAGCGGAACAGCUCUUCGACGGCGGCGGCCGCCCCCUGCCCCUGCAGCUCGCACGGCGUCGUCUGCGAGCGGCGGCUCUCGAGCGGCGGCGACGGCGGCGCCUACGUCCUCAGGGUCACGCGGCUCGUCCUCAAGUCGCGACGGCUCCAGGGGUCCCUCUCGCCGGCGAUCGGGCGGCUCGCCGAGCUCAAGGAGCUGACCUUGGCCGACAACGAGCUCGUUGACGGAGUCCCGUCUCGGAUCGCCGACUGCAAGAAGCUGGAGAUCUUGGACCUCAGGAACAACCGGUUCUCCGGCGAGGUUCCGGCCGAACUCUCGUCGCUCGUUCGGCUUCGCGUGAUCGACCUCUCUUCGAAUGAAUUCGCCGGGGACUUGAGUUUCUUGAAGAAUUUCCCCAACCUGGAGAUUCUUGCUCUGUCGGGCAACCUGUUCGCUGGGAAAAUCCCAGCUUCUGUACGUUCGUUUCGGAACCUCCGGGUGUUCGAUGUUUCUGGGAACGAUUUUCUUGAAGGCCCUGUGCCGGUCUUGGAGGGAGUCGAUGUCGAGCUCCCUGAUUCUGGGAUUCCAAGAAGAUAUGUUCUUGCUGAGAAUUCGCUCCCUCCAAGUACGCGACGCAACGCUUCUGCUUCUGCUUCUGCUUUUGCAAAAGCACCGGCAUCGCAAUCCCCGUCGCCAUCGGGAACGGGUCAAGAGCCUCACAAGAAAAACAAGAGGAAGUCGGGUAGGUUGGUGCUCGGGUUUGUGGUAGGAGCGCUCGCCGGCAGCGUAUCCGGGUUCGUCUUCUCGCUGCUGUUCAAGCUGAUCACUGCGGCCAUACGAGGUGCAGGUAAGAAGCAAAGUUUUGUGCUCUUCAGCUCUCAAAUCAAGAGACCGGAGGACUUGGCUUUCCUCGAGAAAGAUGACGGGUUAGCCGAGCUGGAGAUCAUCGGAAGUGGCGGAUGCGGAGAGGUGUACAAGGCUCAGUUACCUAGCGACGGCAUGGUUAUUGCAAUCAAGAAGAUCAUUCAGCCCCCACAAGACACGACGGAGCUGAACGAAGAUGAUAGCAAGGCGCUGAACAAGAAAAUGCGACAGAUUCAAUCCGAGAUAAGAACGGUCGGGCAAAUUCGGCACCGGAACCUGCUGCCUUUGUUGGCUCACGUCCCCCGUCCAAACUGCCACUACCUUGUCUACGAAUUCAUGAAGAACGGGAGCUUGCAAGAUGUGCUGACUCAGGUCUCGCAGGGAAGCAGAGAGUUAGCUUGGCCUGCAAGGCACAGGAUCGCCAUAGGAAUCGCGUCGGGACUCGAGUACCUUCACAUGGACCACAGCAGGCGGAUAAUACAUAGAGAUCUCAAGCCCGCGAAUGUUCUUCUAGACGAUGACAUGGAAGCCCGAAUCGCAGAUUUCGGGCUCGCAAAGGCCAUGCCGGAUGCGAAGACGCAUAUUACGACUUCUAACGUGGCCGGGACUGUGGGGUACAUCGCGCCUGAGUAUCACCAGACGCUCAAGUUCACAGAUAAGUGUGAUGUAUACAGCUUUGGCGUCUUGCUGGGAGUGUUGGUGAUGGGAAAGAUACCGUCGGAUGAAUUCUUCCAGCGCACACCAGAAAUCGGCCCGGUCAAUUGGCUGAGGAAAGUGAUGACUUCGGAUAAUCCAAGCGAGGCCGUCGAUCCAAAGUUGAUCGGCAACGGAUACGAGGAGCAAAUGCUGCUGGUUCUGAAGAUCGCUUGCUUCUGUACUCUGGACGAUCCGAAGCAGAGGCCAAACAGCAAGGAUGUCAGGUGUAUGCUGUCUCAGAUCAAGAUGUGAAGUGCUGUCCGUCCAACGAUGUGUUCCUCAAGAAAUCUAGGUUCAAUUAUGUCAAUGAAGCCGCUUAGCUAGCCAUCCAACUCUUGCUUUGUAUUCCGUCUGUAAGAUCAAUCAGCAACUCGUCAAGGAUAGUAGCAGCGAUGACGAUGCUAUGUACUCUAAUAGUGCAGCAAUUUUGCGAUCUCUUUGUACUCUUCCAUCAGAAAACACCCUCUACUCAGAGUGGAAAACUUGUAUCUUCCUUGUUUAGACAGAAAUUGUCAAUAAGUAAACGGUUGUGCUAAUUUCAAAA
Molecule: messenger RNA, 2291 nt
Organism: Eucalyptus grandis
Lineage: Eukaryota; Viridiplantae; Streptophyta; Magnoliopsida; Myrtales; Myrtaceae
Product: leucine-rich repeat receptor-like serine/threonine/tyrosine-protein kinase SOBIR1
Exons: 1
Coding region: 56-1999 (647 amino acids)
Biological process (GO): protein phosphorylation
Molecular function (GO): protein binding; ATP binding; protein kinase activity
Source: RefSeq, a predicted model, not a curated record